AUGCGUAUUCGCCUACGGCCUCGCAGGAGACCACAAGGUAAGCGACCCCAGGUAAGCUGAAUGUUGCCUUGUUGUCUUUGCCCGCUCACGAUCUUCAUUUCAGCAAUGAGCUAGCUCAAAGGCUAGAUAACUUUCCUAUCGCUGCCGACGCCGCCGCUGCCGAGAACGCCUCCGUGGAGAACCGCUGGUGUCAGCUGCGAGACACGGUUUAGGCGACGACGCUCGCCAUCCUCGGUCGCGCUCCCCGCCAACACCAGGACUGGUUCGACGACAACGACGCCGCCAUCAGAAAUCUGCUUGCCGAGAAGAACCGCCUACACAAAGCCUACGUAGACCACCCCACUGAUGCCACCAAAGCUGCCUUCUACCGCAGUCGCCGCCAACUUCAGCAACGACGGCGCGAGAUGCAGGACGCCUGGACUGCUCGCAAACCUGAGGAGAUCCAAGAGUACGCGGACCGCAACGAAUGGAAGAACUUCUUCUCUACGAUCAAAGCUGUCUACGGUCCGCCGACGAAGGGCACUGCUCCUCUCCUCAGCGCCGACGGUAACACUCUCCUGACUGAGAAGACGCAAAUCCUGCAGCGAUGGACCGAGCAUUUCCGAGGCGUCCUCAACUGCCCCUCCGUCAUCUCCGACGCCGCCAUCGAGCGUUUGCCGCAAGUGGAGACCAACGUGGAUCUCGACCUCCCGCCAUCUCUCCAGGAGACCAUCAGAGCCGUGCAGCAGCUCUCCAGCGGGAAAGCACCCGGAUCGGACGCAAUCCCUGCUGAGGUCUACAAGCACGGAGGUCCACAACUCAUGGAUCAACUGACUGCGCUCUUCCAAGAGAUGUGGCGUCAAGGUGAAGUCCCGCAAGAUUUCAAAGACGCAACUAUCGUGCAUCUCUACAAGCGCAAAGGGAAUCGCCAAGUCUGCUACAAUCACCGCGGCAUCUCCCUGCUGAACGUCGCCGGGAAGAUCUUCGCACGAAUCCUCCUCAACCGUCUCACUAACCAUAAGGAACAGGGGCUUCUGCCGGAAAGCCAAUACGCCUUCCGUCGUCAUCGUGGGACCACGGAUAUGAUAUCGCCGCCCGUCAACUUCAGGAGAAGUGUCAGGAGAUGCGGACCCACCUGUACUCUACCUUUGUGGACCUGA
Spirometra erinaceieuropaei is the source of this 1139-nucleotide messenger RNA. The record is from the annotation of a GenBank genome assembly. Lineage: Eukaryota; Metazoa; Platyhelminthes; Cestoda; Diphyllobothriidea; Diphyllobothriidae.